Porites lobata is the source of this 6572-nucleotide messenger RNA. NCBI's taxonomy places the organism in Eukaryota, Metazoa, Cnidaria, Anthozoa, Scleractinia, Poritidae. The record is from the annotation of a GenBank genome assembly.
GCUUGUUUCUCUCUGCUUUACAAGCUUUACCAAGCUUGUUAAAAGAGACUUUUUUCACAUAUUGAAGUUUAAGGUGACUUAGAGCUCAUUCAGAUUUGAGGUGAGUUUCAAUUCAGCUUUUCGGCGUAUCAGGAGCUCUUAGAAGUUUUGGCGACAACGGUUGUAACUUGCCGUGCGGUUUGCAGAACUGACUUCCAUGGUUUUAACUAGCUAGGAAAUUGUUUAAAAUUAAUAAGUUAUGUGUACUUCAGCUCAUCUCUCAGACUUUUCUUUAAAACUUAGCCUGUUCUAACGCAAAAGGCAUCGGCGGACCCGGCUAUCUCGGAACCUGGAACAGGCUAUCUAAAACUGGGCCCGCAUGAUCAAGAGAACAGAUAAAUAUGAAAAACCAAACGGAAAAGGUCCCUUUAAGGCUAAAACCUGACAUAACGAGCUCGAGUCAAAACAAAUUUUCACAGAACGAGUAAGCUGUUUCUCCUUUAUCUAAAAGUGGCGCCUAAUUUUUGAUACUCUCUUAUACAGUAGAAAACGUCGCAGAAAACUAUUCAGCGAAAAUAAGAGUGAUUCCCUCGCCACCCUCCACAAUUUCUCCCCGACUUUUUCUUUCUCACGGCCUAUUUUUGAGAUUUUUCCUUGCGCUAUACUAUUUAAUAGGUUAUUCUAGGCUAGUUAUCCGUAUUCCAGCCGUCUUGUGAUGCGACCAUAAAACAAGGAUCGUCCAAUUAAGCCUACUGUCAGACACUCAAUGGGGAAAGUAACCGUGACUCUUAAGGCUUUCUUUUUUGCAAUCUAGUUUUACCCUCACUUAAAGCAAACCCCACUUUAUCCUUUAAAUUUUGUAAUGAAAGGUGAAUUUCUUAUAUUUUUCAGACCCACAAGACUUCAGCGGCGGCUUCAUAGUUUAUCAUGUACAACCCUUCUUCACAUCCUGAUAUCUUGCUUUUGUAAGAAUGUUAGGAAGCAUUAUUUCCCUUGAAAGUUUUAUUGAGCUUUGCAACCACUCUGCCACUGACCUACACUCAUUGUUAGUUAAGAUAACUAGCCACUCUGUGGUUCAGGGAAUCAAUGGAGUCGACCUCUUUGGAGAGAUAUUAUUCAAUAAUCUGGCUUUUGUCAUACUAACCAAAUGGAAGCCUCUUCUGUUCAUAUCCACAAUGGCCCUCUGCACUUUCAGGCUAUUACAAAAGACAUGUAUGUGGAAUUUGUUGUAAUGUAAUAAGAAGUAUUUCGUGGAAAAGAUUGAAAGUGCUUUGACUAAAAAAUGUUGUCAUUUUUAGAUAUUUUUUCCGUCCUUUGGUUCAACCAUCCAUUCUAUUUAUUUCUUUAUUUCAAUUUGUCGCGAAAUUUUAAUAAGGCAUACAAUUCAUACUGCGAACUUAACUGCGAACAGCCUGUAAGAGGCGUUGCCUAGUCCCUAGGCCUCAUUAUUCCGCGCGGCCAAAGCGUCCCGGGUCGCGUGGUCCAAGCGAAAAUGCGAGUUUCCCGCCCGUUCGCCUCGGUGCGUCACCGAGGUGAAUUGACCGAGAGGGACUGCAGUAUAUACAGGAAAUAGGCAAGAAGAGGUGAGUACGAUAUAGAGAGCAGUUUAAUUGUUUUAAAAUACUUUUUUUUCAGUUAAAAAGGUGGAGGUCCGGCCUGUCAAACGUGCUUUCUCCUUGUCCAGGUUGUUUAAAAUGGUUAAGGUACGGGUGAAUACAUAAUGAUUAUAGCCCAUUUUCACCAUAACGAUACUUCUAUGACUACAACGUGAACUACCAUAAUUCAGUUAGUUUUUGCUGUCUUAUUUAACUUUGCCGGUGAAUCCCAUUAAGGUUUAAAAAAACAAAAACCUUAAUUUACACAAGAAAACAAAAAAAACUGAAGCAUUCUGGUAGUUGAAGUAAAAUUACAUCUUUAUAAUUACACAAACCAGUCAGCAAAACCUACAGACCUAAGAAUGAUAUUUUUUGGCUUUUAAUAACGUUUAGUUUUCCUUUUUGAUACCUUAUCCUUCGAAUGCGCUCGUAGACAUGUCAGACAUAUGGUGGAGAUUCUAUUUUCGCGGGAAAAUGUGCCCUAAAAUGUGUCUAAAAAUAAAAUGGUUCGUAAAACCGCCGUGACAUAGGCUUAGUAUGGAAUUUGCUCGCUCCGGGUUAUGGGCUCCUGUCAGGAUCGGAUGGUUCCAUUUUCUUCCGAUUGGAACUGCGUAUGACCCCGUCCCUCAUAUGCAAUCUGAUGAAAACUACCCUUGAGUGUGGGAAGCAGAAGCUGAAGGACAAAAUAGUCAAAAUGCUCGUUUCACGCCUUGUGAUUGGUUUAGAGUUUCCUCUUCUACUUGUUACAGACCCCGACAACGAAAUUCUCACUAAAUCGUAAGUGAGGGAGUCUUAAGCGGAAUCCCAACACUGUUUUUACAAACAAUACGACGCAGUCUUCGCUUCUGGUUACGACUAGUGAAAACCAGCCUUAUGUAAGAUAUACUAAACGAAAAACAAAAAUGGCAAAAAAACGAAAAGUGGUGAUAUAUGGGUUCAAAAGUUGUAAUGUUGUCUGUACAAGAAGAAAGAAAGAAAUACACGCACACUGGGAACCCCGAAAAUGUGUCUUAAAACCUGCAGAAGUAUAACAAUGACCCAUGACGUUUAUGUAAGGAUCCUUAUCGUCACUGUCAUUCUUGCUACAGAACGCCCAUUUGCCUGGAGUUACCGGAGAUAUCAUAUCCCUUAUCGAAAAGCACAAUAUUGAUGUAAAUAGCAAACAUCCAAAAUCAGAGUCUGGAUUAAGUUUGUUUCUGGUAAGUGGAAAUUUUCAGUGUAUUGCUCAUCAAACCUUCAGUGCUAUAUUUUGCAAUUAAAGAGUAAGCGUUACUUUUCACAGUAAAAUUACAUUCCAGGCUUAACCUGCUAGUACAAUUUUGCCACAAAAAUUUAGAAUCGAUAGUACCAGAAAUAAGUACAAACUGAAUAAGAUGCAAAACAAACGGCUAACGAAAGACUUCACUACCGAGGGUUAGGAAGAUCUGCAUGUGUCCCAAUCGGUUUAAAGUAUCAACGGGAACUAACCUGGCUUUAUCAUUGAAUCUUUAGUGUGCUUGUUUAAGCGGGGACAGCAGUCUCGUAACAUAUAUGUUAAGUAAAGGUAAGUAAAUUCACCCAUUACACUUAACUAGAACGCGCUUUAUUUGCGUGUCGAUCUAUUUAUGCACUAAAGUACUAAUUGAGGACUAUUUUUACUCCUGAUAGUUCGAGCCACGUUUAAUCUAGCCCUUCGCAGGGCAAAGGUGGAACCUUCAUUUCUCGGUUACUUUUAAGAGAGUAUUAUAACAUAGCUAGAAAAUUCGCCUAAUCAAAUUCAAUAGCGCGAGCGUGCUUCAUAUUCCUAUUGAGCACGCUGAUGACGUCAAUAAACUAUUCGUAAUUCCUCGAGUUGUUGUGAGCUUAGCAAUCCUGAGUCUCCUGAGUGAAUCCAUAACUCAGCAAUAGACAAUGAAGCGUUUACCAUGUGUUUUGUAAAGAAAUUUAAGAGGAAACGUUUGAAUUUGUUAACCGAUAGUAAGGAAAAGAGGUGAGUGUUGUUGUUGUUGUUGUCAUCUCCGCGAGCUGUGCGGGCUAUGGCGUGAGCUCAUUCUUUGCAAAGUUGUUUUCUCUCAAUAACAAUUUUUCGGGAAAUUAAUAGUUUUCCGACACCUAAAUAUGGAUUUUACAAUCAUUUUAGAGUACACUUUCUCUCAGUUUCAGGAUAAAAACAUAAGAUUAACUGUGAGGAAAAAAGAUAUAUUCACGUAAACAUUGACGCGUACUGCUUUGAGCGCGCCCUUCAAUAAUAAAAUUUUCAGUUAACUGCUGCAUUGAUCGCUUUGAUAAUGUUAUAAAACAAUUAGUUCAUGCUGCAGCUGUGCGUAUGUCGAGAUAUUGAGCACUUGGGAAGUUUGGAGAGCACUCAAGAGGCUAGAGUUGCACUCGGCUGCGCCUCGUGCAACUCUUACGCCUCUUUCGUGCUCUCCAAACUUCCCGCGUGCUCAAUAUCUCGACAUACGCACGCUGACGCAUGAACUAAUUGUUAAUUAGUCUAGGCUCGGGAAUCGAGCCUCUCACUAUAAACCCUUCUGAUACUUAUCAUGGGUAUAAGGGCACAAUAAAAUAUUAUAACAUAGCUAGAAAAUUCGCCUAAUCAAAUUCAAUAGCGCGAGCGUGCUUCAUAUUCCUAUUGAGCACGCUGAUGACGUCAAUAAACUAUUCGUAAUUCCUCGAGUUGUUGUGAGCUUAGCAAUCCUGAGUCUCUUGAGUGCAUCCAUAACUCAGCAAUAGACAAUGAAGCGUUUACCAUGUGUUUUGUAAAGAAAUUUAAGAGGAAACGUUUGAAUUUGUUAACCGAUAGUAAGGAAAAGAGGUGAGUGUUGUUGUUGUUGUUGUCAUCUCCGCGAGCUGUGCGGGCUAUGGCGUGAGCUCAUUCUUUGCAAAGUUGUUUUCUCUCAAUAACAAUUUUUCGGUAAAUUAAUAGUUUUCCGGCACCUAAAUAUGGAUUUUACAAUCAUUUUAGAGUACACUUUCUCUCAGUUUCAGGAUAAAAACAUAAGAUUAACUGUGAGGAAAAAAGAUAUAUUCACGUAAACAUUGACGCGUACUGCUUUGAGCGCGCCCUUCAAUAAUAAAAUUUUCAGUUAACUGCUGCAUUGAUCGCUUUGAUAAUGUUAUAAAACAAUUAGUUCAUGCUGCAGCUGUGCGUAUGUCGAGAUAUUGAGCAGUUGGGAAGUUUGGAGAGCACUCAAGAGGCUAGAGUUGCACUCGGCUGCGCCUCGUGCAACUCUUACGCCUCUUUCGUGCUCUCCAAACUUCCCGCGUGCUCAAUAUCUCGACAUACGCACGCUGACGCAUGAACUAAUUGUUAAAUAUUUGACACUUCAUAAGUACAAAAUCUUAUGUCUGAUAGGAGCAGAUAUCAAUUCUAACACCACUUGUAAAGACGGUGCUCUUCAUCUUGCAAGCUUCUGCUGUGCCAAGCAAAAUCUCAAGAAUGGUCUUGGUAUAAUUACCUCCCUGUAUGAAGCAGGUAUAUUGUUCAGAAAUCAUCAUAAUAAGCCACCUCUGAGUUUCAAAAACCCUCACUUUCAAAAUGAGGCCAAGUGCACAACCUUUCUUGCGAAAAUAAGUUUUAUUUACAUGGGAAUGAGAAAUAACUUCCAUAUCAAGGGCUUAGCAGUUAACCUCGCUCGUCUCGAUAAAGAGGCCCUGGGGAAUUGGCCUAUUUAAAUUUAAACUAAUCUCUAUUAAACUGACUUUGACGCUUUCUGUAGAACUGAGCCAAGAAGUGAAUUUUUUUUUAAAAAUAUGUUAAAAAAAUUAAUAAUAUAUUGGUCGAAUGACUAUCACAGGGACCCUGCGUGGCUUUGUAUUUGUAUUUGUUCGGAUAUCGUAAAAGGAGAUUUCAACAGCCUACCUGGUAAUCAUUUAUGCGCGGCCUCUCCUAAGGACAUUGGGUGUUGGUAGUAAUUGUAUAUUUCUCGGUGUUUUUUGAUACUAAUGCAAGUUUACUAUAAAAAGCAAAACCCCGACGAAUAAGAGAGUUGACUUAUUUUUACUCUAUUUAUUUGGUCGCUGCAGAUGCUAAAUAUGUUUUUUCCGUUGAACAUCCCUAGGUUGCAACAUCAAUUCAAAAAACUGGCUUGGUAAUACUCCAUUAUGCAUUGCUGCUUCAUCUGGAAACUGCGACCUUAUCCAACACUUGAUAUCUCUAGGUAUGCAGUGAGAUUAAACCUUGCAAUAAUUUUGUUAAAAUUUUCCCGUACCAAGUGCUUCAAAAUUGAUUACUCCAGCUUCGGUUAGGGUGUAAAUCCUGAUUUUUCUUUCAAAAAUUUUUAAAAAAUCGAGCAUCAAAAAAUAUUAUAAGUCGAGUACAAAAGCAAAACCUUUCAGCCGUUGUGAAAUAUUAUAUGCUGCAAAAGGGCGGAAAUAUAUAUAGAAUCUUAAUUUUGUUACAAAAAUCUACUGCUUCUUUCCACGUCAACUAGAACAUGCAUGUAGAAAGAGUGAUAACUCGUUAUUUUCUUUUGAAACCCACCAAUAGGUGGAGAUAAAAGCAUUUGCAAUAAUGACGGAAUCUACGCAAUGGACUUUGCUACGAAUGCUGGUAAGGAGAAUUACAAAAGAAAAUAAUGUAUACUGUUACCGAUCGAUCUCUAAUCUGCCUGCUAAGAAAGCUCAGGUACUGUUGAUGGCGGAAGCAAUUUGCUGUGGCACCUGUUCUGUACUCUCUGUAAGUAUCUGAUAUCACCCUGAAAUGCUAGAAAAGCAGAGCCUUGAAGAGCGUCGGUAAUCAGUAUUUCGCAAUUAAAGACACAUAGGCCAGCAUGCUCUUUCCUUGGCUUAGCAACUUCUUGUAUGAUUACUUUGACACCAAGUUUACAUCCAUGCACAGGUCACCUAGACGCGGCAAAGUUGUUAGCUAUUGACGUCCCGAACCCACAUGUAUGGGACAUUGUAGACCCUCAUACUCCUCCACGAGUUAAACUCGGUCUCCAAAGUCCUUCGAAACAGCAUUUGGUGUAUUCAUCCUUCAGGAAGAGACGUCUGGAUUUCUGCAGUCUUGUUAAGUAG